Messenger RNA from Momordica charantia (bitter melon), 1455 nucleotides. The record is from RefSeq and is a predicted model, not a curated record. NCBI's taxonomy places the organism in Eukaryota, Viridiplantae, Streptophyta, Magnoliopsida, Cucurbitales, Cucurbitaceae.
AUUUGUCGAAUAAGGAAGUAUAUUAGGGAGAUUUUUUUCUAUUUAUACUUAUUAUAAACAUAAGUUUCAAUUUGAUUAAAAUUCUGCAUCGAGCCCAGAGAUAAUGUAAUCUGUAAACAAGUUCGUCAAAUUGAGACAGAUUGAAGGGGUUUGGAUGUGGAUCAAACAGCGAAGCGUCCAGCUCCAGCCCACAAACCCUCAAUACUGAAAUUUAGAGAUUUUCUAAUGUAAUUCGUUUUCUCGGUUGCCAAUCAUGACCGGCUCAAUUCUCUCUCCCAACCCGUUAAUUCGGUUGACAUCCACUCCCCGAUUUCGCGCUAAAACUAGGCUGAAGGCUCCAGCAGUUUCUGCUCGUCUCGACGAUUCUAAGAACUCGGCUAAUCAGCAACUUAAUCUCUCUGUCCUUCGAUUCACGCUCGGGAUUCCUGGAUUGGACGAGUCUUACUUACCUAGAUGGAUCGGUUAUGGAUUUGGUUCACUUCUUCUCCUGAACCACUUUUUUGGUUCGAAUUCAGCUGCUCCCACCACCCCAGCGCAGUUAAGGACUGAGGCUUUAGGCCUUUCCUUGGCAGCAUUUUCUAUUGCACUCCCCUACUUGGGAAAGUUUCUUAAGGGUGCAGUUCCAUCAGGCGAAGCUAGCCUGCCUGAAGGCACUGAGCAAAUAUUUGUCCUGUCUCAAAAUGUAUCAGAUAAUGUAAAGGAAGACUUGGCUUGGGCAACAUACAUCUUGCUGCGCAAUACAAAUAGUAUAUCAGUGUUAAUACAAAUUCGAGGGGAAUUAUGUGUUCGAGGAUACUGGAAUAGUCCAAAUGAUAUAUGCGGAGCAGAUUUAGUUGCCUGGUUUGAGGAGCAGCUUCAGAGCAUUGGUCUGUCUGCAUUAAAUGAUGACCUCUAUUUCCCUCAGAUUUCAGAUUCUGAACUCUGGAAAAUGCUGCCCAAUGGCACUCGCUCAGUUUUAGUACAGCCAGUGAAACAAAGUGGCAACAAGAUGGAAAAGAUUGGUGGAUUCAUAUUGCUGGCUUCAAGUUUAAGUUAUGCCUUUAGCGACAAAGACAGAGCCUGGAUAAGAGCUCUUGCAAACAAGUUCAUAGAUAGGGACAUACUCUGAAAUUCAUGGGGAACUAAAUGCCCAGCAGAUUCUUGGCAUGAGAGUUUGAACAAGUAGCAGUAUCAAAGUUUUUUGAGAUCCACUGAUUUUUCUGGCCUGAUCUGUUGACCGCAACUCUUUUUCCUCAAAUGUAAACUAUAGGACGAAAUAUGUACGAAUCCAUUAGAAUCUGUGUUUUCACGUGAAAAAAAAUGUACCUUGAAAAAGUAUAUAAAGUGAGGCCAUUUUAGCUGGCUCCUAGUAACCAUUUCUUAAUGGUUCUUUCUUUCCCAUUAAACUGAAAAUUAGAUUGACAUUCCAACUUGGUUUAGCUAAUGCCAAUUAGGAUAUUUAAGUCAUUGUUGGGU